Molecule: messenger RNA, 7192 nt
Organism: Lentinula edodes (shiitake mushroom)
Lineage: Eukaryota; Fungi; Basidiomycota; Agaricomycetes; Agaricales; Omphalotaceae
Product: histidine kinase
Exons: 61
Coding region: 137-7009 (2290 amino acids)
Biological process (GO): phosphorelay signal transduction system; protein phosphorylation
Molecular function (GO): phosphorelay sensor kinase activity; ATP binding; protein binding
Source: RefSeq, a predicted model, not a curated record
GCUAUUUCGGCUUUUCACUCCGUCACCUUCUGUCACCCCCGCGGGGUUUUUAGUCAGUCGUUCCCAUAUUACAACUAUCUUGAUUGCGCGGGAGCACCGCCUCUUCAUCGAAGACUUCAACAUUUGCCAGAAGUCCAUGAAGCGCAAAUUCGGGCAGCCGUCGCUACCCACGCUGUUCUUUCGACCGGAUGGUGUCCUUACGGUACCAGGAUAUACGUUUUCUAAGGCAGUACAAUGGCAGGACACAGGGAGUAUGACAAUGCUUGCUGAAGGAAGCAGCUUGAAAGAUGGCUCAUUAACGUUGGCAAAGAUAUGCCCUUCUCAUUCGAAUGCGUCUAUGUGCUUGGAAAGAGAAGCCCAUAUUCUCAAUAAAAUUGCUAGCAACCCUCAACCAUUUCGACCGACUCUAAGAAUGAUAGAACUCCUGACUAUCCCUCGAGAACACGGAGAUGUUGUUGUUUUGCUCCUUGUCCAUCCCGGAUUGAACCUCCUCGGCCGAUACCUUCCUCCUUCCAAAGUAAACGACCUACUGUUGGCGGAUAUUUCGCGUCCCAGACAUGCGCCAUCGCAUCGAGACGCGUUUAUGAUGGAUAUAGACAUUUCGGAUAUUGAGCAGGAGAUGGAGGCUUUUGACGUUGUGGAUCUGGCUACCUUCUUAGAAUUCGCUAUUCAGGCGACCAUGUGCUUAGAAACGAUUCACAAAGCUGGAAUAAUACAUCGCGAAAUUCGAGCCAAUGCAUUUCAUCUUAAUGCGCAUUCGAAUAUAGUGCGCUUUGCUCACUUCGGAAAUCGAGCCGUGUCUCUAGAGAAUUACGGUUCUCCAUCAUCCUUGGUUCUACGGACUUUCGAGGAGGGCGAAAAGUUGAAAGUGAAGGAAGCGUUAUGUUACCUUGCUCCGGAGCAAACGGGGAGUAUUGAAACUAUGGCUCAAGAUCAACGAACCGAUCUUUACUCUCUGGGAAUCCUCUUUUGGACUUUGCUUGUCGGCAGGGGUCAAAUGCCUUUCGAAGGAGGAGCGCUAGAGCUGUUACACUCCAUAGUGCAGAAGAGGCCGAUGCCUGUUCAUGAGGUUCGCAGGGAUGUCCCUCAGGUGCUGGCCAACAUAGUAGAUAAGCUUCUAGCGAAACAUCCCGACCAGCGAUAUCAAAGUGCUUAUGGACUCAAGGUGGACCUUUUAGAGUGUCAACGACGCCUUCUCGCAACGGUAUCGUCCGCGUCCGAUGACGCCGAGCUUAUCCCUCACUUUGAAAUUGCUUCACAAGAUAGAUUCAUGGAUUUUACUAUGCCUUUAGCUUUGUUCGGCCGUGAAAAGGAACUAGAACUUAUCAGGAACGUCAUUCGGCAUACAAACACGAGCUUCUCAAGACAUUUAUCAACGUCUGAAGGCUAUAUCGCUAUCUCUUCUUCUUCCGGAAGUCAGGAAACCGGCACUGCCAUGAGUGUUGGUGAUGAUCCUGAAUCCCUCUCUUCAAGUGGAUCUGUCUCAAACAGUGGUAUGGCGCCAAUAGAUAGUGCAGGAAAUAAAUCAGCCAGAUACUCUCCAACACAGGAUUACAGCUCUAUGAGCUUCAGCCCUUCAAUCCAGACAAGCGAUGGCUUACGACGAGCAGCUUUAAUCCGUAAGCCCAGGUCAUCCAGAGCUCAAGUCGUCAUCCUCGUCGGACCACCAGGGGUUGGUAAAAGUUCCAUUAUUCUUGUCAAUCAAGCAAAAUGGAGAUCUCAUGGUCUAUGGGGGCAAGCCAAGUUUCAGAACGCAGAUUCUGCACCUUUUGCAGCCUUGCUUGGAUGUCUGUCGUCAGUUUUACGUCAGUUGAUGGUCUUUCACAUGGACGUUCACCGCUUCGUUUCCGCCUUGAAAGAUCGAUUGGGUCCACAGAUGCAGAACAUGCCACUCCUAUAUCAAGGAGUACCCGAAUUACGAGAUAUACUUGCGCUGUUUGGCCUCAAUUUGGACACUCCACGAGAAACCCUCUCCACUAGGGAAUUGCGCGCGCGAUUCGAGACUCUCGUGGAAAAUGUUUUCGCAGUCAUCGCGGAUACACGCUUGUUUGCUUUAUUCUUAGAUGACCUUCACGAAGCUGAUGAAUCGACCUUGGAUGUUGUUUCAGCUCUUUUCAAUUCCAGAAGUCGAAUGCUGAUAUUUGUAACUAUACGAUCUGAUAAGCCGGACGUGGUGGAAAAAGUUCGAUCAAUGUUCAGUAGUCGUGCCCGCCCAACUUGGAUUAAUUUGGAGCCACUUUCCUAUUCUGCAAUACAUGCUCUAGUUUCCAAGAGCUUGCAUCGUAGUAAGGAGGAUUCUGCUCCUCUGUCACACUUCGUGUAUGCUGCGUCCGCCGGUAAUGCCUUCACCGCGCGAAGUAUUCUUACGACAUUACAACGCCGGAAUCACAUCACCUUCAAUUGGGAGCUUAAUCAUUGGGAGUACAACAUGACAGAAAUUGAAACAAGCAUGGACAGUACCCCCAAAUCGGACCCGACAGACCUCAGUUUUCUGGUUUCCCAAUUUAGGGAAUUUCCCGAGGAAGCCCGGAAGUAUAUGCUAUGGGCUAUAUUCUUCGGAGAAACGUUUAAAACAACGGAAGUUUCGCUCAUGAUGGAUUGGGAGGAUUCUAGCGGAAGUAGCGGUAGCGACGAGGAUGACAUAUUCUGGAAUCUUCGUCGCAAUGCCGAAUCCUCUAGCUCUAAUAAUGCGAGUCGCAGUUCCAUGCGCGGCAUGCAAUUGGCGCUCGUUGAAGGAUGGUUGAUACAACGAGCUCGGGAUAUGUGUAGCUUUGCACACGACCGAUAUCGACAGGCAGUUCAGGCUGAAGCCAAUAAUCUAUCUGAGGAGGCAAGAUCAAAAAUGUCACUGAAGAUCAUCCUCAUGAUGCUCCAUGAAACUGAAAGUGAAGCUACAGUGGAUGUCUACCGGAUUGCGGAGCACGCUAAAAACUGCCUUCCUCUGUUACUCGAACAUCCAAAGCGAGAGGACCUGUUAGGCCUCCUCAUUGACGCCGGGGAAAUGGCCUGGGCCAGAGGCGCGCAUGAGUUGGCAACUCAAUCAUUCAAAAGCGCUAAAACUCUUCUUCGAAAUGAACCAUGGGCUGAAAACCCCAAGCGAACAUUCUCGUUGUUCUCCAAACUAGCCUCUCUAGCUACUUGGAAAGGCGAUUUCGCAGAGUCGAACGAAUUCUUAAAACAAUGCAUGGCGUAUGCUCAACAGCCGGAAGAAGUCGCUGCAGUCCUUAGAUCUCAGUCUCAAAACAAUUGGAUGAACAAGAAUUUUUCAGGAGCGCUUGAAGACACUCUUCAGGCCCUUAAGAUACUCGGUGUCGAAGUAAAUCCUGCCCCUACUCGUAGAGAAGCUGCACACAUGUUCGAACGUGUCAAGAAUGAAAUCCUAGCAAUUGGAUUUGACGAAAUUUUGAGCAUUCCUCGCGCGAAUGAUCCACGUACAGAGCUUGCUGUUCGUCUGUUGAACGACGCCGGGACGAAUGCUUAUUGGUCUCCUACACCCUUCUCAUUUGCCGAAGUCAUAGGUCUUACGACUAUACAAAUGGCGUUGCGGUCUGGUAUCUCCACAGGGACAGCACUUGGCUUCUUUUGGGCGCUCGGAGGUGCUGCUGAACGACGGGACCUCUAUCGCUUCUCUUCCGACCUUGCAAAGCUAGCCUUACGAAUAGCUGAUGUGCAUGGAAGUAGCGGAGAAAAAUGUCGAGCCUACGUCCUCUAUUGCUCGCUGGUGUCCGGAUAUGACAACGUUCACAUGCGAUCAGCUUUACCGCGAUUAGAAGAAGCACUCAAGUAUGGAAGUAGCGCAGGAGAUAGAAUCUACACUGGAUUAUCUAGUUUAUACAUGAUAUCGACUCGCCUUUUCGUGUGUGAUUACUUGAGUGAGCUGGUGACAGCUGCAGAGGAGUGUCUCAACGACGUCCAGCUCACUGCUCCAGGGGAAAUUGCCGUGCUUUCUCAAGGUACCCUCAACUGCAUUCGUGCCCUUGGAGGUUAUACAUUGGCUUCUUCUCCCGAGACGGCCUUCGACACAGACACCUUCAAGGAGCAUGAAUAUCUCGAGAGAGUGAAGGCCGUUUCAGGUAAUGAGGAACUCGUCCUCAAUUGGUAUAAUGCGUUCAAAGUUGUCGGGCUAUAUUGUUUGGGAUUCGUUGACGAUGCAGCUGAACUGGGUUUUUAUGUGUAUAGAACUCGAGACAGACAUCCAAAUCAUAGGCACAUUCGAUAUAGUCUGUUCUUUCACAGUCUUUCGUUGAUAGCUUGCCUAAAGCAGGGAGGUGUUUCGAAGGAGAAGCACAAUCGUUAUCUAAGUCAGGUCAAUAUCAACCAAGAACUGAUUAAAAAAUGGGUCUCCUCCAGCGCGGUCAACAAUAGUCAUUGGGUGGCUCUCGUUGAUGCAGAACUGGCGUCGUUGUUCAACGACCCAUCCACUCACAAGCUCUACGAUAUAGCUGUCAAGCAAGCCGUCAAUAAUGAUUGGCUAUUGGAAGAAGGACUAGGCCUGUAUUUACAAGGUUGCCAUUUUGUGAAGUGCGGGGUGGAAGGUCUGGGCAGUGAACUUCAGCGUCGAGGAAUUUCACGGCAAUCCCAAUGGGGCGCUCAAGGCAUAGUGAAUCAUUUGAACUCCGUUGUCGGUAUCCGGUCGCAAUAUCCUCUAAAACGGCCUAUCUUCACUUCGGAUGUUGCUGUGCAAACAGACAGUGGUCUAGCCUCAUUGAGUUCGCAAAUGUCGUCUCACCCUAAAAUGGACGUCAGCGACGAUCAUCAGACAACACUUCGAGCUAGCCAUCUUGCUGCCAUCUUACAGUGGAGCAAAGAUAUUUCCAGCGACAUAAAUCUGUCUUCGGCGCUGCAGAGACUAACUGAGAUUGCUACCGAGACUUCUGGAUCGCAAAAUACAUGUGUCGUCAUAGCUCACGAAGCAGGCGAAUACUCUGUCGCUACUCAGAUGAUUGCCCCCGAACCGUGUCUGGUUUAUGAGAUUCCCAAAUCCAUUCGAUCUAUCGGAGAUCCACUACAAAAAGCCAUCAUUGAACAUACUUUGAACUCCAAAGAGCACAUUUAUUAUGAUGAUGCAUCAUCUGACAUGAGAUUUUCUUCUGAAGCAGCGCAAUCUCCUCAUCGAUCCGUUAUUUGCAUUCCCAUCUUCAGCAAUCGCGGACAAACUUUCGGUGCAGUCUACGUGGCUUCCAAAUACACAUUUUCUCAGAACAUAGUGACAAUUUUGACAUUGCUUUGUCAACAAGCAAGCAUCAGUGUAUCGAAUGCACUUCUCUUCCGCUCGGUACAGGCUGGUACUCGGGAAAAUCUAAAGAUGAUUGCUGUUCAGAGAGAUGCUCUAGAAGCGGCAAGGAAAAGCCGCGAAGACGCUCUCAAAGCUACGAAGAUCAAAAGUAACUUCCUAGCCUCGAUGAGUCAUGAACUGAGAACCCCUUUCAGUUCAUUCUAUGGACUUUUGGAUUUGCUCAGUGGCACGGAACUGAAUCCGGGUCAAAACGAGAUAGUACAAACCGCAAAACAAUCAUGCGAGCUGUUGCUAAAGAUUAUUGAUUCUAUCUUGGAUUACAGCAAAUUGGAGGCUUCAGCGGUAAAGUUAGAACCAAGUGGAUUCCUUGUGGAGAAUAUCAUUGCUGAUUGUAUGGAACUCUUGCUCCCUAUGGCGGCAAAAAAACUGGAUCUGUCAUUUGACAUUGACCCCAAUGUACCGCCAUGGGUAUAUGCAGACUACGCUCGAAUACGACAAGUACUCAUGAACCUCAUUGGAAAUGCCGUCAAGUUUACUGCCGAUGGGUCCGUUCAAGUGACUUGUACAUUGGAUAAAACACACACUUCAAGUUCGACACCAACUACAAAUGAUGAAGUCAGCCUGAAAUUUACUAUCCAGGAUACAGGAAUCGGACUCUCUCCAAGUGACGUGGAGCUAUUAUUCGUGCCAUUCCAACAGGCUGACAAUUCCUCCACUCGUCGAUUCGGGGGUACUGGGCUCGGUUUAUCGAUAUCUAGACAGUUGGUCAAAUUGAUGAACGGCGUGAUUGCAGUCGAGUCUGAAUUGAACGUUGGUUCAAAAUUCUGGUUCACUAUUCCAGUGAAGAUUUAUAACUCAGGAGAGUCUCAAAAGUAUCUUUUCGACAUAGAAAACCUUAGAUCUGGCCUCACCAAACCUCGCCCACCACACAUUGUGGUGUGUUCAGCCUCCCCCGUAACAUUGACGCUAUUUGGACACAUCCUUCCUGGAUUUUCUGUAGUUCUCGCAUCUAGCAUUGCGGAUGCAGAGAUAUACCUACGCAAUCUUGGCGAUCGCAAUCCCCCAGUCGAUUUUGUCAUCAUGGAUCAUCAAUCGGAAAUGCAGGCAGAGGAGUUGGCAAAAUUUAUUGACUCCCUUCAUUAUAGCACAUUGAAAGAAACGAAAGUCAUACACCUGUACACCCCGACCACCAGCCUCUCUGGUCGCUCUGUCUUCGGCAGCAAUAGUCCAGGUGUCGUGAAAAUGACAAAGCCGCCGCGGAAGGCCCGACUGCUACAGACACUUGCCGGACUGAAGAACUUACCCAACGCCAUGCCUAUCGCUCCUUCAUCAGAUGUAAUUCGGGCCAUGGAUAAUAUCGCUGCAGCGCAACGCACCCUCUUCGGGAAUGUCCUCAUAGCAGAAGAUAACCCUAUAGCUCAAAACUUAUUGGUGAAACAACUGGAGCGUUAUCAACUUAACGUCACCGCUACAAGCAAUGGCAAUGAAGCUAUAGCAGAAUGGGAAGCUCAUGAGCCAGGUUAUUUUAGCGUGGCGCUAUUCGACCAUCAUAUGCCGAUUUGUGAUGGUGUGGAGGCAUCCAAAAAACUACGGCACUUGGAAAACAAAAGAAAGGUUUCAGUUAUAUUGCCUAUCGUUGCUCUCAGCGCGGAUUGCCAAGAGUCCACAAAACAAUUAUGCCUUAGUGCAGGAAUGAAUGCCUUCUUUAGUAAACCACUAAGGAGAAGCGAUCUCACCUCUCUACUAUCUAUGUUCGGGUCAUCUCGCCCGUAAUGUCGGAUGUGCUUUGCCAGUCUAUUCUGCUAUCUGUAUGCUGUCAACUCUAAUUUAUCUCUACUGUAACCUCUCUCUUGUGUUGUGCCCAGGUUGUACCAUUUCCAGAAACACGUCCUCGAUAUAUAUACCUGUAGAAUUAUGAGAAGACAUGUUGACAAAGUCCAGAGAAUUCCACAAAGA